AGCUUUGUUUGGUUCCAAAAUUUUCACAGUUACUCAACAAUGGCUACUCUCAGAUACUUGCUCUCCAAAUCAUCAAUGCCUCUAGAACUCAGCAAUCCUUUCCAUCUUCAUCGUUCUAACAACUUCCCUCACAUUUCCCAAUUCCUAAGAGCUCUUAACUCUUUUGUUUCUAGAGAAUUCCAUUGCCAUUCACCUAAUUCUAGAAGUUUCUCCACUUCUCCUGAGUACGUCGCCCAAGACUCUGAUUCUUCCAUUGCAGCCGCUUUGAGUCUUGAUAGUCGGGUUCCGGCGACUGUUAUUACUGGUUUUCUUGGCUCUGGAAAGACUACUUUGUUGAAUCAUAUACUGACAUCUCAGCAUGGAAAGCGGAUUGCUGUGAUUGAAAAUGAGUUUGGUGAGGUGGACAUUGAUGGCUCAUUGGUUGCUAGUCAUUCUUCAUCUAACGAGGAAAUUCUCAUGGUUAAUAAUGGUUGUCUAUGCUGUACUGUACGUGGUGACCUUGUUAAGAUGCUUUUGGAACUCGUUAAGAAUAGGAGAGACAAAUUUGAUCACAUAGUUAUAGAGACAACAGGUCUUGCAAAGCCUGGUCCAGUUAUUGAAACAUUUUGUUCUGAUGAAUUGGUUUCAAGACAUGUCAAACUUGAUGGAGUCGUUACAUUGGUUGAUUGCAAGCACGCCUUGCAACAUUUAAAUAAGGUAAAACCCAGAUUUGUGUCGAAUGAGGCUGUUGAACAAGUGGCUUAUGCAGAUCGUAUUAUCUUGAACAAGAUAGACUUGGCUACAGAAUCUGAGCUCGAAGUGUUAACAAAGAGAAUCAAGCAUAUCAAUGGAAUGGCACAAAUAAAGAGAGCAAAGCAUGGGGUGGUUGAUAUGGACUUUGUUUUGGGAGUUGGUGGCUAUGAUCUUGACAGAGUUGAUUCUGAAGUUCAAUCAGAGGGCUCCCACUGUGGGCACAAACAUGAAGAUGGGCAUGAACAUCACAAGGGCCACCAUCAUGAUCAUGUACAUGAUUCUGCUGUAUCCAGUGUUAGUAUUGUGUCUGAGGGAACCUUAGAUUUAGAUGAGGUUGAUGAUUGGCUUGAAAGACUGAUUGAAGAGAAUGGGGAUGACCUGUACAGGAUGAAAGGGGUUUUAUCUGUGAGCGAUUCUGAACAACGCUAUGUUUUCCAGGGGGUACAUUCCAUUUUAGAUGGAUGCCCAGGCAAGACAUGGGAACCAAAUGAGAAGAGAAUAAACAAGUUAGUAUUCAUAGGCAGAAACCUAGAUGAAACUGCACUAAGAAAAGGUUUCAAAGGCUGCUUAUGUGAGGAAUAGAUGAUGGACGCAUGUUAUCCACCGGCAAGCUAUAGUUCAGAUUGAGCAUAAAUGCAUACUGAUAGCCAUAACACGAACCCUAUGAAACUGUGAG
This is a messenger RNA of Solanum verrucosum, 1408 nucleotides long. RefSeq lists its product as uncharacterized. The coding region runs from base 40 to 1314 and encodes 424 amino acids. The record is from RefSeq and is a predicted model, not a curated record. NCBI's taxonomy places the organism in Eukaryota, Viridiplantae, Streptophyta, Magnoliopsida, Solanales, Solanaceae. The transcript has 10 exons. Gene Ontology annotation, cellular component: cytoplasm.